This is a messenger RNA of Mesocricetus auratus (golden hamster), 817 nucleotides long. RefSeq names its product male-specific submandibular salivary gland protein. Lineage: Eukaryota; Metazoa; Chordata; Mammalia; Rodentia; Cricetidae. Gene Ontology annotation, molecular function: odorant binding; small molecule binding. Bases 78 to 596 code for a protein of 172 amino acids. The record is from RefSeq and is a predicted model, not a curated record. The transcript has 7 exons.
GGUAGAGAAGAUUCUCGGUCUCUCCAACACCUGUCAGAUUUUGACCUCUGUAAGAAGCAGUGAAUCCAGGCUCUACCAUGGUGAAGUUCCUGCUGCUUGCUCUUGCCUUAGGUGUGUCCUGUGCACAGCAUCAGAAUCUUGAAGUCAGUCCCUCAGAGGUUGACGGGAAGUGGCACAGCCUUUACAUAGCAGCAGAUAAUAAGAGUAAGGUAAGCGAAGGUGGACCUUUGAGAGUUUACGUCAAGCACCUGGAAUGCAGUGAUGAAUGCCAGACAUUCACAAUCAAAUUUUAUACCAAGGUGGAAAACGUGUGCCAGGAACACAGAGUUGUGGGAAGAAAAGGCAAAGAUGGGAAGUAUAUUACAGACUUCUCUGGUCAGAAUUAUUUCCACGUUGUAGAGAAGGCAGAUGACACCAUGACCUUUCACAACGUUAAUGUCGACGAUAGUGGAAAGACAAAUGUUAUUUUAGUUGUUGGGAAAGGUGAGAGUUCGAGCAUAGAACAGAAGCAGAGGUUUGAGAAGACAGCCGAGAAAUACGAUAUUCCAAAGGAGAAUAUUGAGCACUUGGUGACCACAGACACUUGUAAUCAAUAAAGACACCAUAUGGCUUUACCGAUGACAGCAAGAUCAUGAAUAUUCCCCACAUCAACUUUUGCGUGAAAUCAGAAUCAUGACAAUGAAGAUAAUUCACCAUUUUUCUUUUUUCCUUCUAAUCUUACAAAUGAAGUCAGAAUAUCUGCUUCAUGGAUUUUCUUCCUAUCCUCCUACUAUAUUACUGACUAUUCUGUUGGUUAAAUAAAUUAAUUUCUCAUGCA